AUGAUGGUACUCGGCACUGAAGCCCCUUUUGAGCGGUAUUUCCGCGCCUGGUUCCAGCACUUCAAAGCCGGAAACAAGAAACUCGAAGAUGAGCCUCGCUCUGGUCCACCGAAUGCAAUAUCGUUCGACGAACUGAAGAAUCUGGCGGAGCAGCGUCCAUGUGAAGGUGUGUGGUAUUUUGCUGCCAGUCUUAACUGUUCGCUGUCCACCUUGAGCAAUGGACUGCAAUCUCUCGGAAUGGUGAAAAAGCUCGGUCAGUGGCUCCCACAUGCAUUGAGCGACGGCAACCGUCAAAGACGCCUGGACAUCUGCACUCAGCUGCUCUCCAGAAGCCGCAGAUUCGACUGGCUGGACACCGUCACUCGAGAUGAGAAAUGGGUCCUAUAUGUCAACCACAUCCAGAAACGUGCAUGGUGCACUGACGAUGAAAUGCCGGAUACUUUUGUGAAAGUUACUGCCGAGGUCUACUGCGCUCAACUGCAAAGGCUGGCCGACAAGAUCCGCAAUGAGCACCUGAAGUUCGACAACGUUCGCCUGCUGCACGAUAACGCGCGCCCUCACAUCGCGAAGAAGACUUCUCAGAAAAUUCUGGAGCUCGGAUGGGAAGUUCUACCGCACCCACGGUACAGCCCGGAUCUGGCCCCGAGCGACUACCACCUCUUCCGAUCGCUUCAGCAUCACCUGGAAGAGAGGCGAUACGAUGAUCGUGACCACCUCGAAAAUGAUCUUCGGGCUUUCUUUGCCUCCAAGUCGCCGGAGUUCUACGCCAAAGAAAUCCGUGAUCUUGUGAGACGUUAG
Molecule: messenger RNA, 798 nt
Organism: Necator americanus (New World hookworm)
Lineage: Eukaryota; Metazoa; Nematoda; Chromadorea; Rhabditida; Ancylostomatidae
Exons: 3
Coding region: 1-798 (265 amino acids)
Molecular function (GO): nucleic acid binding
Source: RefSeq, a predicted model, not a curated record